UGAGGUGAUUUGUUUGUGUCCAGCUAGUGAAUCCUGGAGCUCCAUGGGAGCAGCACUGAGGAGCAGAAGACUCUGAGUCCUCUCGGUUCAGGGAAGUGGUCAGCAGGAUGGUGCCACCGCCUCCCACCAACAAGCCACACGUUUGCUUGUCCACCAUCAUCAUCAUGAGCAGCAUGGCGCUGAUGGACGCCUACCUGGUGGAGCAGAACCAUGGCCCACGGAAGAUCGGCAUCUGCAUCAUGGUGACGGUGGGAGACCUCUGCUUCCUCAUCGUGCUGCGAUACGUGGCGGUGUGGGUCGGGGCCGAAGUGAGGACGGCAAAACGAGGCUACGCCAUGAUACUCUGGUUCCUUUACAUCUUCGUCUUGGAGAUUAAGGUGUAUUUUGUUUACCAGAACUACAAGGCUGAUCGUAAGAGCCUGGACGCAUUGGCUCGGAAAGCUCUGACACUCCUGCUCUCUGUCAGUAUUCCCAUGCUGUUCGUGAUCCUGGUUGCUAUCGACCACAUGGAGUACGUGAAGGCUUUCAAGAAGAAGGAGGAGAUCAGAAACCGUUUGUUCUGGGUGGUGGUGGAUCUGCUGGACAUUCUGGACAUCCAGGCCAACCUGUGGGAGCCGCAGAAGAAAGGGCUUCCGCUCUGGGCCGAGGGACUGAUGUUUUUCUACUGUUAUAUUCUUCUUUUAGUGCUGCCCUGCGUGUCUCUGAGUGAGAUCAGCAUGCAGGGCAUCAACAUCAGUCCUCACAAGAUGAUGCUCUACCCCAUUCUGAGUUUGGUGACUAUUAACAUUGUCACUCUCUUUAUCCGUGGAGGGAAUAUGCUCCUCUAUAAGGACAACAGAGUUUCUGGGAUACUCAUGGCCAAGAACAUCCUCGCCAUCGUUCUGAAGACGUGCAGCUUUGUGCAGUACAGGAGACAGUUGCAGAGCGCCCCGCCCGGGUUUGGAGUGGAAUUACAAAAGAACUCUGUGGCGUCGGGUCGAUCCGGUCAGACUCCUCCACAGGGGACGCUGCAGGAGCAAACGCCGCUGCCCGAGGUCACCAGGUGUGAACAUACGUGACCCGGAAUCUGAAGACUACCUGCACAUGGAAACACACAUCUCUGAUGAAACCAUGUGAAUGUAAGCUACAUAUUGCUAGCUUCAUUAUUUUCAUCCGAGAGAACUACAAGUGGAGCGUAAUGGAAUGAAGGUAGUAGAGCCCCGAUCGAUAUGGGUUUUUUGGGGGCCGAUACCAACAUUUCAUAUGCGUUAUACAGUAUGCUCUGUAAAAAAAAUUCUUU
Onychostoma macrolepis is the source of this 1279-nucleotide messenger RNA. RefSeq names its product transmembrane protein 121. The record is from RefSeq and is a predicted model, not a curated record. The transcript has a single exon. Bases 108 to 1058 code for a protein of 316 amino acids. NCBI's taxonomy places the organism in Eukaryota, Metazoa, Chordata, Actinopteri, Cypriniformes, Cyprinidae.